Molecule: messenger RNA, 2316 nt
Organism: Colletotrichum higginsianum IMI 349063
Lineage: Eukaryota; Fungi; Ascomycota; Sordariomycetes; Glomerellales; Glomerellaceae
Exons: 1
Coding region: 1-2316 (771 amino acids)
Source: RefSeq, a predicted model, not a curated record
AUGUCCGACCAGGUCGGCUUCAGCUUCCAGGCUGAUGUUGUCAACACAGCCUCCAUGGGCCACGUCCUCACCGGACGGCUCCUCAAGGCUCUCAGCGACGGCGGCGUCGACACCUACGCCCUAUGGUCCGCCGUUCAGCUCGGCAAACUGAUGCCGGUCCAGAAAUCGCUCCAGAGCACGCUCUACGCCCAGAUCGCGUCCAAGAAGACGUAUCAGUCCGUCCUCUCCAAGGCCCUGAGCAUCGGCUGGGGUCACUCGGCGCCCGUCGCUGACCUCGCGCGCACCGUGGCUGGGUCCAACGCCAUCAUUCUCGUCGGCGCGCUCGCCACGGGCUGCCAACCCUUCGCCGCCGCGCAGUGCCUGUGGGAGCUAAUGUCCGUCCACGGGCUCGAGGCCGAUAUGCUUCCUACUGUGGACGUCCUCAAGGGCCUGGUCGGCUACCUGGCUCCGUUCGUCCAGGAUCUCGGGUUUUCCAAGGUAGUCCAGCACAUAACCAAUGUUUGCGAAAGAGUGAUCAGGUCCAGACGAACAGUUGGUCGUUUACCCGAACGUUUGAGGACGGAACAGCAAGUUCUGCAGAUGAAGAAUUUGGGCAGCCCGGUCGCCCUCGCUCGCGCCAUCAAGCAGCUCAUCCUCACAUCCAAAAAUGGGCAGAGCGACUACAUGGUGCUCGAGAUGCGCGGUUCUUGGCUUCCGGCGUUUGCCAGUCACGUACUUGGGAUGUCCGUCGAGCUGCGACUGGGGGAUCAAAUCGUGUGGGCGAGUGGAGGUGAUCGAGGAAGCAUCCAUUUCCAGCUCGACAGACAUUGGGAAUGUUCGUCGGAGAAUUCGCUUCGGGGAGCUGGCCCCAUGACCUUGAGGAUAGAGCCGGACAACGAGGAAACUGAAUGUUCCCCGAUAUCGGUCGACUACUUGCUCGGAGAGGCACUCGAGGCUCAGUUCGUCAAGAGGCCCGAGAUCAACGCCGACACGGCGGAAUCCAUCAAAGCAGCGAUAGCUGAGUUAUCUUUUCGGCUUUUGAAGAAUACCUGGUCUAGCACUUAUAAAAGUCCACAUCCUCUUCAGGCGGCAUUCGAUUGCCCCAUGGUUGGGCACUCUCAGGGAAUCUUGGCUUUAGAAAAGACACUCAUACAAUUGGGCAUCAGCCUUGACAAUUUUGAGAAUGAGCAGGCCAGUUACGAUAUUCACCUGAACCGAACCUGGGGCGGACUCCGAGGCAGGUGUGGUCUUCAUCGUACACCGCCAAACUUAUACCACUAUACCCUCCACGGCGAACGGGCAUACACUACCGAGAACUGCGUUUGUAGCUUCGUUGCGAAACUUAUUCGCGGUUUCGCAAUAACGGCACUCGCUUUGAUGUUUUGUACAUUCGAAGCAGACCAGUUGAGAGUACAGGAGCACGUUCUUAUAGACGACAACGUCACGUCCUGGGCCCGGGCUAUGGUUUUCGGCAAGGUUGAAAACACGCCUUUGAACGGACAGAGACGACCAUUCGUGGGGGGAAGGCAGGCACCGAGCCACCGAGAUCUUUUCAGCCAUCUCGCAGAGCUCAUUUGCAACGACUUCUCGACCGACUGGCAGCAGAACUCCGACACAUCGAAACUACGCAACUAUUUGCUUGGAGUCUCGGGAAAACACUACACGAUUUAUUACACUUGCAUAAUGACAGACGAGUGUUAUGAUGGCCUCGGACGAAUGAUCGCCAUUCAGUCCGGCAGAGCAUCGGUAAACGGGGCUUUUCGCAACGUCAUUGUUGAGGGAAUCCCCCCCAAGGUCGAAAGCGCCUUGGAUCUAAUCUCGGGGCAUCAGAACCCAGUCCGGUUGGCCGGCGGGACUUGUCUUGAGCCUCAUUGUCGUCCUCCCAAAACCAGCAUCCUCGUGAACGUCAUCCUCCUUGAGAAGGUCAUCUCCGUUCGGCUGAAGCUGGCGGUCGAUGCCCAAAAAACAAUGACGGUUUCCUUCAGACGCUGUAUCUCUCAACUGCUCUCCGGCUGGGUGGUCCCUCGGUGCGAGCACCCGAGGAACAAACCGUAUGAGGUGCCAGAAGGCGAGGAUAUCGUCGUCUCCGGGUUCAAUGUGCCACAGCUGCCCGGCGAGCAGGCCUCGGGGGAGGUGAUGGUUUACGCCUUGCGAAGUCGAAAGCUAGAACAGCUUCUCACCUGUGGGUUGAUGCAAGAGCAAUUGACGAACUGGAAGAGCGGCCGGUCAAGCAAGAAGCCAUGCCCUGGCGUGCUUCAAGUCACAGCUUGCUUAGAGUGCUGUAUCCACUUCGCAAGGCGGCCUGGCCAUCGUCCCUGCGUCGUAAUGGGUGGGUGA